Messenger RNA from Peronospora matthiolae, 1716 nucleotides. Lineage: Eukaryota; Oomycota; Peronosporomycetes; Peronosporales; Peronosporaceae. The record is from the annotation of a GenBank genome assembly.
AUGUAUGAAGACAACCAAGGAUCAAUCGCUCUCGCCAAGAACCCGGAGUUCCAUAAGAGAACAAAACACAUCGACAUACGCUACCAUUUUGUGCGUGAGAAGGUGGAAUCAGGUGAAGUCGUUUUGGAGUAUUGCCCGACUCAAGAUAUGCUGGCAGACAUGAUGACCAAGCCGAUCGCCGCUGUACAAUUUGAAAACAUUCGCGAUCGACUUGGGAUCCAAGGUGCCGCAGCUAACGAGUCGAGAGGGAGUGUUGAAAAGACAGCGGCUGUGAAGAAGACACCUCGUCAAGCUGCGUCAAGUGUUGAAGCAAGUGGAAGACCAAGCUUCGCUAUACCGGUGGGUACCGGUAUGUACCAUUCAUCAGGCGACGAUGUGCUCGAACACAUCAACAAGCUCAAGACGCUGGCGGAACAGCUAGAAGCGGUGGGGGCUCCAGUCUGCGAGGACGAUCUGGUGAUCACACUCCUCGGCAGCCUGAGUGACUCGUAUCAAUUCUUGAUCACAGCUUUGGAGUCGCGCUCAGACACUCUUAGCUGGGAGCUCGUGACGUCUCGACUGCUUCAUGAAGAAAUGAAGCGGAAGGAGCAAGGAAGUAAAGGUGAUGAAGCUUCGCAAGGUCAAGCGUUCAUCACAAGGGACAAUCAGCGCAAAGGGCGACCAGUGAAGAAGUCCUGGCCGUGCCACAAUUGCGGAAAGAUUGGUCAUUGGAUGGCGGAGUGCCCCUCGCGCAUCCAAGAAAACACGGAGAGACACCGGCCACAGCGUGCUCAAGACAGCGGCGACCGCUAUCGAUCACAACGUGCAAACGUCGCUCAAGAAGAAGACUCGGGCGACUACCUCUUUUCGAUCGGUGAAACGACAUCUGCGAAAUCGAGCGACAUCUGGCUGGUCGACUCCGGGGCGACGCAGCACAUGACGUGCUCCAAGAAGUUCAUGCGGAACUACAAGGGGUUUGACGCUGUGGAUGUCCAUCUCGCGGAUGAUGGAAUCGUCCAAGCAAUCGGCAGUGGGGACAUUGUCAUGUCGAUGAAGACACCCCAAGGGAUGAAGAAAGGUGUGCUCACAAACGUGUGGCACAUCCCAAAGUUAUCCAGAAACCUGUUCUCGGUCGGCCGCUUCACCAAGGAUGUCGGCCCAGUGACGUUCACGAAGGAUGGGUGCUAUGGAGAAGCGAAAGGGACCAAGUGGAAAAUUGGUGCCCGUGAAGGUAAAGGACUGUUCAAGCUGCAAAUGACUCCAGUGGCGCCGGAACAAGCAAAUGCAGCCAAGUCGUCGGGAUGUCAAGGGGGCACCAAGUCGUACCUCUGGCACCUUCGGCUUGGCCACAUAGGUCACGAUGGACUCAAUUGCAUCGUGACGAAGAACAUUGGAAUUGGCAUCGACAUAUCUUCGGUGAAGAAGUGGGACGUGUGUGAAGGUUGUGCUCUGGGAAAACAGACUCGAGUGCGCUUCCAAUCAAACACUACAGCUCGCACCUCCAAACUCCUCGAAGUGAUUCACAGCGACGUAUGCGGACCGAUGUCGAUGGCAACUUUCAGUGGAAAACGGUACUUCGUGACAUUCAUUGAUGACAAGUCAAGAUACUGUGUCGUCUAUCUGCUCAAGAGCAAAUCUGAAGUUGCGGCGAAGUUCAUGGAAUACGCUGCGAUGGCCGUGAUGAACUUUAGACUUCUUGGUCCGAGUGCAAAACGCAAAGUGAAUAUAUAUUUAUAA